This is a messenger RNA of Chinchilla lanigera (long-tailed chinchilla), 8865 nucleotides long. It is a transcript of the gene Acacb, whose product is annotated as acetyl-CoA carboxylase beta. Gene Ontology annotation, molecular function: acetyl-CoA carboxylase activity; metal ion binding; ATP binding. Lineage: Eukaryota; Metazoa; Chordata; Mammalia; Rodentia; Chinchillidae. The record is from RefSeq and is a predicted model, not a curated record. The coding region runs from base 132 to 7502 and encodes 2456 amino acids. The transcript is spliced from 53 exons. Gene Ontology annotation, biological process: fatty acid biosynthetic process.
AGCAAGCAGCCAGCAGGCUUAGAGUCAGGCUCUCGGCAAACAAGGAACGGAAGGCAGCCCUGAGCGCACAGCUGAGAGGGAGGACAUGGGACAUGGGAAAAGCCUGGCCGAGGCGCCAAGCGAUUUCCUGAAUGGUCUUCCUUCUUUUUCUAUCUUGCCUGAUUUUCUCCUGCCUGACCUGGUUAAAAGUCUGGGGGAAGAUGACGGAGUCCAAGCCAGUGACCAACAGUAACACAGAAGUGAGCUUCAGCACGGACCAGGAGACCUUUCAAGCCUCAGACAGUUUUGAAGAGCCCUUGCAAAUGAAUGGCGGCCACAGCAGCUCUCUUUCGGAUACUCCUAACCAGCCAGAGCCAGCCUCCCACAAAGACCCCAAACAUGCCUGCCCGCAGAGAAACUCCCUGCCGUCCUCACACCAGAAGCCCCCAAGAAACCCUGUUUCUUCCAGUGACACAUGGCCUUCCUCAGAACAUCAAACCAACGGGACGGACGCCCAAGGCCCAGAGGCCCCAUGUACCAACUGCCCGUCCUCCCCAGCCAGGCCCCAGAGCCAGCGAGGCUCAUCCCUUUCCAGAGAGCGCGAGAGGCAGGCACACAUAAAGAGGCAGAUGAUGACCAACUUCAUUGUGGGCUCCUUUGAUGACAACUCCUCUGACGAAGAUCCUGGUGCUGGCUUGUUUCGAGAAUCUUCCCGGAAAGGCAGCCGGGCCAGCUUGGGCAACCUGUCCCCAGAGGCAGCUCUGAUUUCAGGGGAAUCUGACAUCCAUACCCCAACUAUGAGGCCGAGCAUGUCCGGGCUCCACCUGGUGAAGAGGGGCCGGGAACACAAGAAGCUGGACCUGCACCGAGACUUCACUGUGGCUUCCCCAGCCGAGUUCGUCACACGCUUUGGUGGGGAUCGGGUCAUCGAGAAGGUGCUCAUUGCCAACAACGGGAUCGCCGCCGUGAAGUGCAUGCGCUCCAUCCGCAGAUGGGCCUACGAGAUGUUCCGCAAUGAGCGUGCCAUUCGGUUCGUAGUCAUGGUGACCCCUGAGGACCUCAAGGCCAACGCAGAGUACAUCAAGAUGGCAGAUCAGUACGUCCCUGUCCCCGGAGGGCCCAACAACAACAACUACGCCAAUGUGGAGCUGAUCGUGGACAUCGCCAAGAGAAUCCCCGUGCAGGCAGUAUGGGCCGGCUGGGGCCAUGCCUCUGAGAACCCCAAGCUUCCAGAGCUGCUGUGCAAGCAUGGGAUCGCCUUCUUAGGACCCCCCAGUGAGGCCAUGUGGGCCUUGGGAGAUAAGAUUGCUUCCACCAUUGUGGCUCAGACCCUCGACAUUCCAACCCUGCCCUGGAGCGGAAGUGGUCUGACAGUGGAGUGGGCAGAGAAGGAUCUGCAACAGGGGAAGCAGAUCAGUGUCCCGGAAGAUGUUUAUGACCGGGGUUGUGUGAAAGACGUCGACGAAGGCUUGGAGGCAGCAGAAAAGAUUGGUUUUCCACUGAUGAUCAAAGCUUCCGAAGGGGGCGGAGGGAAAGGAAUCCGCAAGGCUGAGAGCACCGAGGACUUCCCCAUGCUUUUCCGACAAGUGCAGAGUGAGGUUCCAGGCUCGCCCGUCUUUCUCAUGAAGCUGGCCCAGCACGCCCGGCACCUGGAGGUCCAGGUCCUGGCUGACCAGUACGGGAAUGCUGUGUCACUCUUUGGGCGGGACUGCUCCAUCCAGCGGCGGCAUCAGAAGAUCAUUGAAGAGGCGCCAGCCACCAUCGCCCCACCUGCUGUGUUUGAGUUCAUGGAGCAGUGUGCAGUCCGCCUGGCCAAGACCGUGGGCUAUGUGAGCGCAGGGACAGUUGAAUACCUCUACAGCCAGGAUGGCAGCUUCUACUUCUUGGAGCUGAAUCCCCGCCUGCAGGUGGAGCAUCCCUGCACAGAAAUGAUUGCUGACGUCAACCUGCCAGCUGCCCAGCUACAGAUUGCCAUGGGUGUGCCGCUGCACAGGCUGAAGGACAUCCGGCUUCUGUAUGGAGAGUCUCCAUGGGGGGUGACGCCCAUUUUUUUUGAAACUCCUUCAAACCCUCCCCUCGCCCGUGGCCACGUCAUUGCAGCCAGAAUCACCAGCGAAAAUCCAGAUGAGGGCUUUAAGCCGAGCUCCGGGACCGUCCAGGAACUGAAUUUCCGCAGCAGCAAGAAUGUGUGGGGUUACUUCAGCGUGGCUGCCACAGGGGGCUUACACGAGUUCGCGGAUUCCCAGUUUGGGCACUGCUUUUCCUGGGGCGAGAACCGGGAGGAGGCUAUUUCGAACAUGGUGGUGGCUUUGAAGGAACUGUCCAUCCGGGGCGACUUCCGGACCACCGUGGAGUAUCUCAUUAACCUCCUGGAGACAGAGAGCUUCCAGAACAACGACAUCGACACGGGCUGGUUGGACCACCUCAUCGCCCAGAAAGUGCAGGCGGAGAAGCCGGACAUCAUGCUCGGGGUGGUGUGCGGGGCCUUGAACGUGGCAGAUGUGAUGUUCAGAACAUGCAUGACGGAUUUCUUGCACUCUCUGGAAAGAGGCCAGGUCCUCCCAGCGGAUUCUCUGCUGAACAUUGUGGAUGUGGAGUUGAUUUAUGGAGGUGUCAAGUACAUUCUGAAGGUGGCCCGGCAGUCUCUGACCAUGUUUGUCCUCAUCAUGAAUGAUAGCUACAUUGAGAUCGACGCCCACCAGCUGAAUGAUGGGGGGCUGCUGCUGUCGUACAAUGGCAGCAGCUACACCACGUACAUGAAGGAAGAGGUGGACAGUUACCGAAUCACCAUUGGCAACAAGACGUGCGUGUUUGAGAAGGAGAAUGAUCCUACCGUCCUGAGGUCCUUGUCAGCUGGGAAGCUGAUCCAGUACACGGUGGAGGACAGGGGCCAUGUGGAAGCAGGGAACAGCUACGCUGAGAUAGAGGUGAUGAAGAUGAUCAUGACCCUGAACGUGCAGGAGAGUGGUGUGGUGAACUACAUCAAGCGUCCAGGAGCCAUGCUGGAAGCUGGCUGCGUGGUGGCCAGGCUGGAGCUCGAUGACCCUUCUAAAGUGCACCCGGCUGAACCCUUCAUGGGGGCGCUCCCUGCCCAGCAGACCCUCCCCAUCCUUGGAGAGAAGCUGCACCAGGUCUUCCACAGUGUCCUGGACAACCUGACCAAUGUCAUGAAUGGCUACUGCCUGCCGGAGCCUUUUUUUAGCAGAAAGCUGAAAGAGUGGGUGCAGAAGCUCAUGAUGACCCUCCGACACCCGUCGCUGCCGCUGCUGGAGCUGCAGGAGAUCAUGACCAGCGUGGCAGGACGCAUCCCCGUCCCCGUGGAGAAGGCGGUCCGCAGGGUGAUGGCCCAGUAUGCUAGCAACAUCACCUCGGUCCUCUGCCAGUUCCCCAGCCAGCAGAUAGCCACCAUUCUGGACUGCCACGCGGCCACUCUGCAGCGCAAGGCUGACCGUGAGGUCUUCUUCAUGAAUACCCAGAGCAUUGUGCAGUUGGUCCAGAGGUACCGCAGCGGGACCCGAGGCUAUUUGAAAGCCGUGGUGCUGGAUCUUCUGCGAAAAUACUUGCAAGUCGAACACCAUUUCCAACAAGCGCACUUUGACAAGUGCGUGAUAAACCUCAGGGAGCAGUUCAAGCCCAACAUGUCGCACGUGCUGGACUGCAUCUUCUCGCAUGCGCAGGUGGCCAAGAAGAACCAGCUCGUGAUCAUGCUGAUCGAUGAGCUCUGUGGCCGGGAUCCCUCCCUGUCGGAGGAGCUGACCUCCAUCCUCAAUGAGCUCACUCAGCUGAGCAAGAGUGACCACUGCAAAGUGGCCCUCAGAGCCAGGCAGGUCCUGAUCGCCUCCCACCUCCCCUCCUAUGAGCUGAGGCACAACCAGGUGGAGUCCAUCUUCCUGUCUGCCAUUGACUUGUACGGCCACCAGUUCUGCCCAGAAAACCUCAAGAAAUUAAUACUUUCAGAAACCACCAUAUUUGAUGUGCUGCCUACUUUCUUCUACCAUGCGAACAAGGUUGUCUGCAUGGCAUCCCUGGAGGUUUAUGUGCGGAGGGGCUACAUCGCCUACGAGCUGAACAGCCUGCAGCACCGGGAGCUCCCAGAUGGCACCUGCGUAGUGGAGUUCCAGUUCAUGCUGCCCUCUUCCCAUCCAAACCGGAUGACAGUGCCCAUCAGUGUCACCAACCCUGACCUACUGAGGCACAGCACGGAGCUCUUCAUGGACAGCGGCUUUGCCCCCCUGUGCCAGCGGAUGGGGGCCAUGGUCGCCUUCAGGAGAUUUGAGGAUUUCACCAGGAACUUUGAUGAAGUCAUCUCCUGUUUUGCCAAUGUGCCCAAAGACACCCCAGUCUUCAGCAAGGCUCGUACCACCCUGUACUCUGAUGAUGACAAGAGCCUCCGAGAGGAGCCCAUCCACAUCCUGAAUGUGGCCAUCCAGUGUGCAGACCACCUGGAGGACGAGGAGCUGGUGCCAAUUUUCCGGACGUUUGUACAAUCCAAGAAAAAUAUCCUCGUGGAUUAUGGACUCCGAAGAAUCACAUUCCUGAUCGCCCAAGAGAAAGAAUUUCCCAAGUUUUUCACAUUCAGAGCAAGAGAUGAGUUUGCAGAGGAUCGCAUUUACCGUCACUUGGAGCCCGCCCUGGCCUUCCAGCUGGAGCUCAGCCGGAUGCGCAACUUUGACCUGACUGCUGUGCCCUGUGCCAACCACAAGAUGCACCUCUACCUGGGCGCCGCCAAGGUGAACGAAGGGGUGGAAGUGACGGACCACAGAUUCUUCAUCCGUGCCAUCAUCAGGCACUCAGACCUGAUCACAAAGGAAGCCUCCUUCGAGUACCUGCAGAAUGAGGGUGAGCGGCUGCUCCUGGAGGCCAUGGAUGCGCUGGAGGUGGCAUUCAACAACACACACGUGCGCACAGAUUGCAACCACAUCUUCCUCAACUUCGUGCCCACCGUCAUCAUGGACCCCUCCAAGAUCGAGGAGUCUGUGCGCUCCAUGGUGAUGCGCUAUGGAAGCCGGUUGUGGAAGCUCCGCGUGCUGCAGGCAGAGGUGAAGAUCAAUAUACGGCCAACCACCACCGACAGAGCUGCACCCAUCCGCCUGUUUAUCACGAACGAGUCGGGCUACUACCUGGAUAUCAGCCUCUACAAAGAAGUGACUGACCCCAGAUCUGGAAACAUCAUGUUUCACUCCUUUGGUGACAAGCAAGGAAGCCUGCACGGGAUGCUGAUCAACACACCCUAUGUCACCAAGGAUCUGCUUCAGGCUAAGCGAUUUCAGGCACAGUCCCUGGGCACCACCUAUGUGUACGACUUCCCGGAAAUGUUCAGGCAGGCUCUCUUUAAACUGUGGGGCUGCCCGGACAGGUACCCCAAAGACAUCCUAACGUACACUGAAUUAGUGCUGGACUCUCAGGACCAGUUGGUGGAGAUGAACCGACUUCCUGGCAGCAAUGAGGUGGGCAUGGUGGCCUUCAAAAUGAUGUUCAAGACCCCAGAGUAUCCAGAAGGGCGGGAGGUGAUCGUCAUCAGCAAUGACAUCACCUUCCGCAUCGGAUCCUUUGGCGUGCGGGAGGACAUGGUGUACCUGCGGGCAUCAGAGCUGGCUCGGGCACGGGGCAUCCCCAAAAUCUACCUGGCAGCCAACAGCGGGGCCCGAAUUGGCCUGGCAGAUGAAAUCAAACCCAUGUUCCAGGUGGCCUGGGUGGACCCAAAGGACCCGCACAAAGGAUUUAAAUACUUGUACCUGACGCCCCAAGACUACACCAGAAUCAGCUCCCUGAACUCUGUGCACUGCAAACACAUUGAGGAAGGAGGAGAAUCCAGGUAUGUCAUCUUAGACAUCAUUGGGAAAGAGGACGGCCUGGGUGUGGAGAAUGUCAAGGGCUCGGGCAUGAUUGCCAGGGAGUCCUCCUUGGCUUAUGAUGAGAUAGUCACCAUCAGUAUGGUGACCUGCCGCUCCAUUGGAAUCGGGGCCUAUCUGGUGAGGUUGGGCCAGCGGGUGAUCCAGGUGGAAAACUCCCACAUCAUACUCACGGGAGCGCGUGCUCUGAACAAGGUCCUGGGAAGAGAGGUCUACACGUCCAACAACCAGCUGGGCGGUGUGCAGAUCAUGCACUACAACGGCGUCACCCAUGUCACUGUCCCGGACGACUUUGAGGGCGUGUACACCAUCCUGGAGUGGCUGUCCUACAUACCAAAGGAUAUUCACAGCCCACUCCCUAUCAUCACAGCCACUGACCCCAUUGACAGAGAAGUUGAGUUUUUCCCCUCCAGAGCUCCCUAUGACCCUCGGUGGAUGCUUGCAGGAAGACCUCACCCAACUCUGAAGGGGACCUGGGAGAGCGGCUUCUUCGACCGGGGCAGUUUCAAGGAAAUCAUGGCACCCUGGGCCCCGACCGUGGUGGUGGGACGAGCCAGGCUGGGAGGCAUCCCUGUGGGCGUGAUUGCCGCGGAAACUCGGAGCGUGGAGGUGGUAAUCCCAGCCGACCCUGCCAACCUGGAUUCCGAGGCCAAGAUAAUCCAGCAGGCAGGCCAGGUGUGGUUCUCUGACUCUGCCUACAAGACGGCCCAGGCCAUCAAGGACUUCAGCCGGGAGAAGCUGCCCCUGAUGAUCUUUGCCAACUGGAGGGGCUUCUCUGGGGGCAUGAAAGACAUGUAUGAGCAGGUGCUGAAAUUUGGAUCCUACAUUGUGGACGGCCUCCAGCAGUACAAACAGCCCAUCCUGAUCUACCUCCCACCCUACUCGGAGCUCCGCGGGGGCUCUUGGGUGGUCCUGGACACCACCAUCAACCCCCUGUGCAUAGAGAUGUAUGCGGACAAAGAGAGCAGGGGGGGCGUGCUGGAGGCAGAGGGAACGGUGGAGAUUAAGUUCCGAAAGAAGGAGCUGGUAAAGACCAUAAGAAGGAUCGACCCCAUGGCCAAGAAGCUUGUGGAACAGCUGGGGAUGUCCGAGCUCUCGGACAAAGAUCGCAAGGACCUGGAGGGCCAGCUGAAGACUCGCGAGGAGCUGCUCCUCCCCGUCUACCACCAGGUGGCGGUGCAGUUUGCCGAGCUGCACGACACGCCAGGCCGGAUGCUGGAGAAGGGCGCCAUCAACGACGUGCUGGAGUGGAGGACAUCGCGCACCUUCCUGUACUGGCGUCUGCGCCGGCUGCUCCUGGAGGGUCGGGUCAAGCGGGAGAUCCUCCGGGCCAGCGGCGAGCUGAGCCAUGAGCACCUGCAGUCCAUGCUGCGCCGCUGGUUCGUGGAGACUGAGGGUGCCGUCAAGGCCUACCUGUGGGACAAUAACCAGGUGGUGGUGCAGUGGCUGGAGCAGCAGUGGCAAGGGGGUGACGGCCAGCACUCGGCCAUUUGGGAGAAUAUCAAAUACUUGAAGCGCGACGCCAUCCUCAAGACCAUCCGCAGUCUGGUCCAGGAAAACCCCGAGGUAGCCAUGGACUGCACGGUGUACCUGAGCCAGCUCAUCAGCCCAGCUGAGCGGGCCCAGGUGGUUCAGCUGCUGUCCACCAUGGACAGCCCGGCCUCCACCUGAGCGGCACUCAGCCAUUCACAGGACCACGAGCAAGAGAAGCCACUGACCUGCUGAUACACCACAGGCCCCCACCCGGAUCUUGGGACUUGCUUUAAAACAACAAUAAGACACUAGUCCUGGGCACUCCUGUGGGUGGAGCUGCUGGUCCCCAGUCAACUCCUGUGUCAAUAAAAGGCUCAAAGUGCCCCUCUCGAGCAGGAGUCACCUCCUGCCACUCUGGGAAGUUUUGUUUCUUCAGACAGUGUCUUAGCUGCACUGCUGAAUCAAACUGAACCAAACCAUCCUGACUUCCUUGUGUUUUUCCGUGCCUCGUGCAGGGUCCAGGUGGUUGUUAGCUGAUUUUAUAUCACGUUUGAGAAUCUUUUAUUUUUAUGUUUUACUCCAAGGCCAGCACUUGAUAUAAGCAUGAUGCCUCCUUCAGCAGAAUAAACCAGGAAAACACAUAGGCCAGACUAGAGAAAAUCUAUUUUUGUAUGAGGCUAACUUGAAUACUACCUAGUCACCCAGGAAAAGUUACAAAUUGUUUUUAAAGAGACUUAAUUGGUAGUUUAUACCCCACUUGACCCUACUGAGUCACAUGAAAUGUCCCAUUGUUGGGCUGUGGCUAUCACUCACUAGCAAAUUCUCCAUUUUAGAGAGAGAGGAAGCAAAAUAAAGAGAUGCCGCAGAGCAGAGCUUCUGCAGGACUCUCUUGGCUCCCAGCGCUUGGCCGGCCCCUGCCCUCCCAGGACAGCAAGGAUCGCCACCCAGCCAGGCAGCAUUUGGUGCCCACGUGGGCUGGGGGUGCCGUCCCCUUGGAGGGCCUCCUGAGUCACUCUCACUUCCUCACCUAUUGCCUUGGUAGGAUCCAGCACUGAGGGGUGGAGCCAGGGUGACCUGGACUGGACUCUAAAGGCCACACCGGUGUGCUCAGGGAGGACUUUGCAAUACGCAGUAUCCAGGAUCUCAGGCACUCUGGUCCCCCCAUCUUGUCAGUGAUGGGGCUCGGGGAAGUUGACACCACCCAGUGCUGUGGUGGGCAGUUUGUCUGAGGACACUGAUCAUUAUCCCAGGCGAGGGGGCCACCAACAAGGCUGCCCGGGGAAGCCUCCACCAGCCAGGAUGCUUGAGGAUGUCCAGUCUGGCCAUCAGCCAAUGACGGCUCUGGCAAAUGACAGUGGGGAGAGAAAGCUGAAUGCUCCUGUGUCCCGCCCAGGGGCCGGAGUGCAUGGGGACUGAUGCUGCGUCGGAACAGAGGGGUUCCUUUUGGGAAGACCCCCUUCGCUUUGGAGGAAAAACAAGGCAACAAAGAGCUGUUCCCCUGGAAUGGUGGGCAGACAGCCUGCCAGGAAAUGUGCAGAAUAAACUAUUUUUGAAGGAGGCA